CAAAAAUUUCUUCUCAUUUCUUGCAUUUCCCCGUUUUCUUCCUUGGAAAAAAACAAACCGUCCGCUUCUCUUGGUGUAUGGUGCACUGGAUCAAAUAUUUCGCCUCUCGAGGAAACCCUAGUUCGAUCCCGCACUCCCAGAAUCAAUCCUCCGAAAUGGCUUUCGUUGGACCUCGAUCACCCUCAAUUUGCACAACUUAAUUAGGCUCGGUUCCUAUUUUUAGCUGGGGAGGAACCGUUUCGAUCAUCGCCAUGUUUGAAGCUCACGUUCUGCAUUUGCUUCGAAGAUACUUGGGGGAAUAUGUUCAUGGUCUCUCAUUAGAGACUUUAAGAAUCAGUGUUUGGAAAGGUGAUGUUGUCCUCAAAGAUUUAAAACUCAAGGCAGAGGCACUGAACGCUUUAAAUCUUCCAGUUACUGUCAAAGCUGGUUUUGUGGGCACCAUAACUUUGAAGGUUCCUUGGAAAAGUUUAGGUAAAGAACCUGUAAUUGUUCUCAUUGAUCGUGUAUUUGUUCUUGCUCACCCAGCUCCUGAUGGCCGGACUCUCAAGGAGGAGGAUCGGGAAAAACUUUUUCAAGCUAAAAUUCAACAAAUUGAGGAAGCAGAAUCAGCAACUCUUGAGGCAAUGUCGGGGUCAAAUCUGGUAAGUCCUCCUCCUGGAAAUUCGUGGCUUGGUUCUUUGAUUUCUACAAUAAUUGGAAAUCUGAAGAUAUCUAUCAGCAAUGUACAUAUCAGAUAUGAGGAUUGUGUCAGUAAUCCAGGCCAUCCGUUUGCUUCUGGUGUUACCCUUGCUAAGCUUGCCGCUGUUACUAUGGAUGAGCAGGGAAAUGAGACCUUUGAUACUAGUGGUGCUCUGGAUAAGUUGCGUAAGUCUUUGCAACUGGAGAGGCUUGCUAUGUAUCAUGAUUCGGAUAGCCUGCCUUGGAAUAUGGAUAAGAAAUGGGAAGAUCUUAGUCCUAAAGAAUGGAUUGAGGUGUUUGAAGAUGGUAUAAAUGAACCUGCUGCUGAUUGUAAAGUGGUUUCUAAGUGGGCUAUGAAUCGCAGUUACCUGGUGUCACCAAUCAAUGGAGUACUUCAGUAUCAUCGACUUGGAAAUCAAGAAAGAAAUAAUCCAGAUAUUCCUUUUGAGAAGGCUUCUCUUGUCUUAAGUGAUGUCUCCUUAACUAUUACAGAGGCACAAUAUCAUGAUUCGAUAAAAUUUUUAGAAGUUAUUUCAAGAUAUAGGACAUAUGUUGAAAUUUCUCAUUUAAGACCUGUGGUGCCAGUUUCGAAGGAGUCUUGUAUUUUGUGGUGGCGUUAUUUCGCUCAGGCUGCACUGCAACAGAGAAAAAUGUGCUACCGAUUCUCAUGGGAUCAAAUUUGGCACAUGUGCCAGCUCCGUCGACGUUACAUUCACUUGUAUGCCAGUUUGCUACAACAGUUAUCAAAUGUUGACAACUCAGAAAUUAGAGACAUUGAGAAAGAUCUUGACUCGAAAGUUAUUCUUCUAUGGAGGUUACUUGCACAUGCCAAGGUUAAAUCUGUAAAGUCAAAGCAAGCAGCUGAACGAAGGAGGCUUCAGAAGAAAAGUUGGUUUUCAUUGGGAUGGCGUACACAAUCUGAAGAUGCAUCUGAUGGGGAAGCUUUGGAUGGAUCACAGUUAAAUGAGGAAAGGCUGAGUAAAGAAGAAUGGCAGGCAAUCAAUAAGUUACUUAGUUACCAGCCCGAUGAGGAAUUAAUGUCACAUUCAGCGAAAGACAUGCAGAACAUGAUCCGACUUUUGGUAACUGUAUCCAUUAGUCAAGCUGCUGCGAGGAUCAUCAAUAUAAACCGGACGGAGAUUGUUUGUGGUAGAUUUGAAGAACUUCAUGUUUCAGCAAAGUUUAAACAUCGCAGUACCCAUUGUGAUGUAAGGUUAAGAUUCUAUGGUCUGUCAGCCCCUGAAGGUUCACUUGCUCAGAGUGUCUGCAGUGAGAAAAAGGUGAAUGCAUUAACUGCUAGUUUUGUACACUCACCAGUAGGAGAGAAUGUUGAUUGGAGAUUGUCGGCUAUAAUAUCCCCCUGCCAUGUUACGGUUUUCAAGGAAAGUUGUGAUCGCUUUUUUGAUUUUGUGAAGAGGAGUAAUGCUGUUAGUCCAACUGUUGCACUGGAAACUGCUACUGCAUUGCAGACAAAGAUCGAAAAAGUGACUCGUAGAGCACAGGAGCAGUUUCAGACAGUGUUAGAGGAACAAAGCAGAUUUGCUCUGGACAUUGACCUUGAUGCUCCAAAAGUCACCAUUCCUCUAAGGACACGUGGUUCUUCCAAGUGUGAUAGCCAUUUUCUUUUGGAUUUCGGUCAUUUUACGUUGCAUACCAUGGAGAAGCAGUCUGAUGUACAGAGGCAGAAUCUCUAUUCUCGUUUCUACAUAUCUGGAAGGGAUAUUGCUGCUUUUUUUACAGAUUGUGGUUCUGAUUGUCAGAACUGCACCUUGGUCCAACCAAAUUCUAAUAAACAAUCAGUAAUGAUGUCUCCUGGGUUGGAGAAGGUUGACCAUUUCUAUUCUCUUAUUGAUAGGUGUAGAAUGGCAGUAGUUGUUGAUCAGAUUAAAGUUCCUCACCCAAGUUACCCAUCAACACGUGUUUCUGUUCAAGUGCCAAAUCUUGGCAUUCACUUUUCACCAGCAAGAUACUGCAGACUUAUGGAACUCAUGGAUGUAUUAUAUGUUGCUAUGGAUCCCAGUGUUCAGCCUGGUGUAGUUGAUUUGCAAGCUGGAGCCGCUCCUUGGAGUGCUGCAGAUCUUGCUACUGAUGCUAAAAUCCUAGUUUGGCGGGGUAUUGGAAACUCUGUUGCUUCAUGGCAGCCCUGUUUUGUUGUAUUAUCUGGAUUCUAUCUUUAUGUCUUGGAAUCUGAAAAAUCUCAGAACCACCAGCGGUACUUGAGCAUGUCUGGAAGACAGGUGCAUGAGGUCCCAUCAACAAAUAUUGGAGGGUCUCCAUUUUGUAUUGCUGUGAGUUCAAGAGGCAUGGACACUCAAAAGGCUUUGGAGUCUUCAAGUACCUGGGUUAUCGAAUUCCGAGGGGAGGAAGAGAAGGUUACUUGGUUGAGAGGACUUAUACAAGCCACAUAUCAAGCCUCUGCUCCUCCAUCUGUUGAUGUACUUGGAGAAACAAGUGAUGGUAUAAGUGAAUCUGAUGAUCCUCAAACGAGAAAUUCAAAAGCUGCUGACCUUGUUAUUAAUGGGGCAGUUGUGGAGACAAAGUUAUGCAUAUAUGGAAAGACCGGAGAAUGUGUUGCAGAGAAACUAGAAGAGCGUCUGAUUCUUGAGGUUCUUGCUAGUGGUGGAAAGGUGAAUAUGAUUAGUUUGGGGAGUGACCUAGUGGUGAAGACGAAGCUGCAUUCUUUGAAAAUUAAUGAUGAGCUUCAAGGUCGUCUGUCGGGCAAUCCACAGUACUUAGCCUGCUCUGUGCUGAAAAUGGACAGUUCACUUCAAUCUGAUCGAAGUUGUGAUCCUCGUGGAACUGAGAUGUCUGUGGUGCACCCAGAUGAUGAUGAUACUUUCAAGGAUGCUCUGCCAGAAUUUAUGUCUCUGACAGAUUCUGAUGCUCUUUCACAAUAUAUGGAUAUGAAGGAUGCCUCUGGAUUUGAGUCUGCUGAAUUGUUAAUUCAUGAAAAGGAUUUGGUGCAAGGAAAAGGACUUUCUAGAGAGAUAUUUUAUGAAGCUCAAGGUGGUGAGGAUUUGGAUUUUGUAUCUGUUACUUUCUCAACGAGAGGUUCUGGUUCACCUCUUUAUGAUGGUAUAGACACACAGAUGAGUAUUCGUAUGUCCAAGCUGGAGUUUUUUUGCAACAGACCCACUCUAGUUGCUUUGAUUGGUUUUGGCUUUGAUCUGGGCUCUGUGAGUUACACGGCAAGUGUUACAGAUGUAAAUGAAGCUUUGGAUAAUAAAUCUUUGAUGAACAAACAAAAGGCUGAAGAAAGUGGUCGUAUUGAAGGGUUGCUGGGGUAUGGUAAAGCUCGUGUUGUAUUUUAUUUGAACAUGAACGUUGAUAGUGUCACUGUAUUUCUUAACAAGGAGGACGGAUCUCAGCUGGCAAUGUUUGUGCAAGAAAGUUUCCUUUUAGAUCUUAAGGUCCAUCCAGCAUCCCUUUCUAUUGAAGGAACAUUGGGAAAUUUGAGACUCCGGGAUAUGUCACUUGGAACAGAUAACUGCUUGGGUUGGCUAUGUGAUAUACGUAAUCCAGGGGUUGAAUCCCUUAUAAAGUUCAAAUUUAAUUCUUACAGUGCUGGAGAUGAUGAUUAUGAAGGGUAUGAUUACAGAUUGUGCGGGCGACUUUCUGCUGUUCGAAUUGUUUUUCUCUAUAGGUUUGUUCAGGAGAUAACAGUUUAUUUCAUGGAGCUUGCCACGCCACAUACAGAAGAAGUAAUUAAACUUGUUGAUAAAGUUGGUGAUUUUGAGUGGUUAAUUCAGAAGUCUGAAAUUGAUGGGGCUGCUGCUUUGAAGCUGGAUCUCACACUCGACACUCCGAUAAUUAUAGUUCCAAGGAAUUCAAUGAGCAAAGACUUCAUUCAACUUGAUGUGGGUCUGCUAAAGAUCACAAAUGAAAUAAGUUGGCAUGGAUUUCGAGAAAAAGAUCCUUCAGCUGUUCAUCUUGAUAUUCUUCAUGCUGAGAUUCUUGGAGUAAACAUGUCUGUGGGAAUUGAUGGUUGUAUUGGUAAACCACUGAUUCGUGAAAGCAGAGGGCUUGAUGUUUAUGUUCGACGGAGUUUGAGGGAUGUUUUUAGAAAGGUCCCAACAUUUGCUUUGGAAGUUAAGGUUGGGUUUUUGCAUGGUGUAAUGUCUGAUAAAGAAUAUGAUGUUUUUCUGAAUUGUACGUAUAUGAAUUUAAAUGAAACACCAAGCCUUCCUCCUAGUUUCCGUGGCAGCAAAUCUGGUUCUAAAGAUGCAAUGAGGCUGCUGGUUGAUAAGGUCAACAUGAAUAGUCAGAUGCUUCUAUCACGUAGUGUAACCAUUGUGGCAGCUGAAGUUAAUUAUGCACUGUUGGAGUUGUGUAAUGGCAUUCAUGAGGAAUCACCUUUAGCUCGUAUAGCUCUGGAAGGUCUUUGGGUAUCAUACCGCAUGACUUCAUUGUCAGAAACAGAUCUGUAUGUAACUAUUCCCACUUUUUCUGUUCUGGAUAUCCGCUCCAAUACAAAGUCUGAAAUGCGCCUCAUGCUUGGAUCAUCUGCUGAUGCUUCCAAACAAUCUUCCACUGGAAGCUUUCCUUUCUUCGUAAACAAGAGCAGCUUUAGCAGAGUAAAUUCUGAAGCUAGUCUUGACUUGGAUGUACCAAUUUCGACAAUGUUCUUGAUGGAUUAUAGAUGGCGAUUGUCCUCUCAGUCUUUUGUGCUUAGAGUUCAGCAGCCUCGAGUACUUGUUGUGCCGGAUUUCCUUCUUGCUUUGGGUGAGUUUUUUGUGCCAGCAUUGGGGGCAAUAACUGGAAGGGAAGAAACGAUGGACCCCAAGAAUGAUCCAAUAAGUAAAAACAAUAACAUUGUGCUUUCUGAUAGUAUUUAUAAACAGAAUGAAGAUGUUGUGCACUUGUCACCGAGUAGACAGUUGGUUGCUGAUACCCAUGGCAUUUAUGAGUAUACAUAUGAUGGCUGUGGAAAGACUAUAGUUUUAAGUGAAGAGAAUGAUACGAAGGAGUCACACUUGGCAAGGUUUCGUCCUAUUGUGAUCAUUGGAUGUGGUAAGAGGUUGCGAUUUGUCAACGUAAAAAUUGAGAAUGGUUCUCUUUUGAGAAAGUAUACAUACUUGAGCAAUGAUAGCAGCUACUCAGUCUUACCUGAAGAUGAUGUUAACGUAUUGUUGAUGGAUAAUUCAAGUUCUGAUGAUGACAAGAAGAUUGUAGAAAAUAUGGAUGAGUUAAUAAACGAUGCAAAGGCUUCUUCAUAUUCAGAAGAUGACCCGAAUGUUGUGCAGAGUUUCACUUUUGAAGCGCAGGUUGUUGCUCCAGAGUUCACGUUCUUUGAUGGUACCAAGUCUUACCUGGAUGAUUUGUCUUAUGGUGAAAGGCUUUUGCGCGCAAAAAUGGAUUUGAACUUCAUGUAUGCAUCAAAGGAAAAUGAUACCUGGAUUCGUGCCGUGGUCAAGGAUCUCACAAUUGAGGCUGGUUCUGGUCUUAUCAUUCUGGAUCCACUGGAUAUUUCGGGGGGAUAUACUUCCAUUAAAGAGAAAACAAACAUGUCUUUGCUAUCAACUGAUAUUUGUAUUCAUCUUUCAUUAAGUGCAAUUUCUCUGCUACUUAACCUUCAAAAUCAAGCUGCUGCAGCGUUGCAAUUUGGAAAUGCAGUUCCACUGGCUCCCUGCACCAAUUUCGAUAGAAUUUGGGUGUCACCUAAAGAAAAUGGAUCUCAUAACAAUCUUACCAUUUGGAGGCCACAAGCUCCAUCAAACUAUGUUAUAUUAGGAGAUUGUGUGACAUCAAGGCCAAUUCCUCCUUCACAGGCAGUACUGGCCAUAAGUAAUACAUAUGGGCGUGUGCGGAAGCCAGUGGGUUUUAAUCUUAUUGGCUUUUUCUCUCAUAUCCUUGGAUUGGAAGGAGUGGAUGGUCAUUCUGAUGUUGACAGUGAUUGUUCCCUUUGGAUGCCAGUUCCACCCCCAGGGUAUACUUCAAUGGGUUGUGUAGCAAAUAUAGGAAAAUAUCCACCACCAAAUCAUGCUGUUUAUUGCCUUCGCUCUGACCUUGUAACAUCUGCAACUUAUUCAGAAUGCAUGCUGAGUGCCUCAUCAAAUCAGCGGUUCACUUCUGGAUUUAGCAUCUGGCGUUUGGACAAUGUUAUUGGAUCAUUUUAUGCCCAUUCUUCAGCUGAAUGCCCUUCCAAAAAAAAUAGUUCUGACCUGAGUCAUCUUCUUCUCUGGAAUUCAGUUUGGUCCUAUGCAUCUCUUAAGGAAUCUGUUCCUGAGUUGGCUGUAGUCAAUGAUCAUGCUAGUCAGCAAACAAGUAAUCAGAGUGCUAGUUCAUCUGGGUGGGACAUUCUCAGGUCAAUUUCAAAAGCAACUAGUUGUUAUGUGUCGACCCCUCACUUUGAGAGAAUGUGGUGGGACAAGGGCAGUGACCUCCGUAGACCGGUAUCAAUUUGGCGGCCUAUUUCACGUCGUGGUUAUGCUGUAGUGGGUGAUUGCAUAACUGAAGGCUUAGAACCACCUGCUCUGGGCAUAAUUUUUAAGUCUGAUGAUCCAGAAAUCUCUGCAAAGCCUGUGCAAUUUACUAAAGUUGCCCAUAUCACAGGGAAAGGUUUUGAUGAAGUUUUCUUCUGGUACCCAAUAGCCCCCCCUGGUUAUGCUUCUUUAGGGUGUAUAGUUUCCAGAACAGAUGAAGCUCCGUGCAUGGAUUUGCUUUGCUGCCCUAGGAUGGAUCUUGUUAACCCAGCCAACAUUCCUGAAGUGCCCAUUUCCAGCUCUUGGAGCUCAAAGGCAUCCCAGUGCUGGAGUCUUUGGAAAGUUGAAAAUCAGGCUUGUACUUUUCUUGCUCGCUCUGAUAUGAAAAAGCCAUCAACACGGUUGGCUUACACUAUUGGUGAUUCUGUGAAGCCGAAGACACGGGAAAAUGUAACUGCUGAGGUUAAAUUAAGAUACUUCUCGCUAACUGUUUUAGACAGCCUACAUGGAAUGAUGACACCGCUAUUUGACAUGACUAUCACCAAUAUCAAGUUGGCAACACAUGGUCGGCUGGAGGCUAUGAAUGCAGUCCUCAUUUCCUCUAUUGCUGCUUCAACCUUUAACACGCAGUUAGAAGCAUGGGAGCCCUUGGUGGAGCCAUUUGAUGGCAUAUUCAAGUUUGAAACAUAUGAGGCCAAUGUGCAUGCACCAUCAAGACUUGGGAAGAGGAUGCGCAUUGCUGCUACCAACAUUUUAAAUAUAAAUGUCAGUGCAGCAAAUCUUGAUACUUUAGUGGAGACCAUUCUUUCGUGGAGACGACAGUUAGAGCUUGAACAGAAAGCGACCAAGCUGAUUGAGGACACCGGUGGUGCUUCUGGACAUGAAGAUCUGGCCUUUUCUGCCCUGGAUGAAGAUGAUUUACGGACUGUGAUAGUGGAGAAUAAACUUGGGAAUGAUCUGUUCCUUAAAAGGAUUGAGCAGAAUUCUGAAGUGGUUGACCAACUUCAUCAUGGUGACUGUGCUUCAGUUUGGAUUCCACCUGCAAGGUUUUCGGACAGGUUAAAUGUUGCCGAGGAAUCUAGGGAAGCGCGCUAUUAUGUUGCUGUACAGAUUCUUGUAGCCAAGGAUUUACCUAUAAUUGAUGAUGGUAAUAGCCACAACUUCUUUUGUGCUUUGCGACUUGUAAUUGAUAGUCAAGCAACAGAUCAGCAAAAACUUUUCCCGCAGAGUGCAAGGACAAAAUGUGUUAAGCCCUUAGUUUCAGACAUGGAGUACCCAAAUAAAGGCAAUGCAAAGUGGAAUGAACUUUUCAUAUUUGAAGUUCCCUGUAAGGGGGUUGCUAAGUUGGAGGUGGAGGUGACAAACCUUUCAGCUAAAGCUGGUAAAGGUGAAGUUGUUGGUGCGCUUUCUUUUCCUGUUGGACAUGGUGCAAAUAUUUUAAAGAAGGUAUCUUCAGCAAGGAUGCUGUCUCAACGUAAUCGUAUUGAGAGUAUUGAAUCAUAUCCACUGAGGAGAAAGUCCGACAUCGUUGAAGAUAUAUAUGACUAUGGAUACCUCUGUGUUUCCACUUCUUGUUUUGAGAGGAAUACAACUGCACUUUUUCAAAGAGAUGCAGAAAGCAAGGAUGGUUCUGACAAUGAUACAGGUUUCUGGGUUAGGCUUGGAACAGAGGGUUCAUGGGAGAGCAUUCGUUCACUGCUUCCAUUGUCAGUAGUUCCCAAAUCAUUACGAAGUGAAUUUAUUGCAAUGGAAGUUGUCAUGAAAAAUGGAAAGAAGCAUGCUAUUUUCAGAGGUCUUGCAAUGGUUGUAAAUGAUUCAGAUGUUAAUUUGGAUAUUUCAGUAUGUCAUGUUUCAAUGAUUCAUGAUUCAGGAUCAAGCAGUCAUAACAUAGUGGUAGAAGAAAUCUUUGAAAAUCAACGCUAUCAACCAAUUACUGGUUGGGGCAAUAAGUGGUCUGGUUUUCGUGGUAAUGAUCCUGGGCGCUGGAGCACCAAAGACUUCUCAUAUUCAUCAAAGGAUUUUUUUGAACCUCCUCUUCCCAAGGGGUGGCAAUGGAUAUCAACAUGGACUAUUGAUAAAUCCCAAUUUGUUGAUGAGGAUGGCUGGGCUUAUGGGCCUGACUAUCAAAGUCUGAGAUGGCCCCCAACUUCUUCAAAGUCAUAUAUUAAAUCAGGUCAUGAUGUGCGCAGGCGGCGCUGGAUCAGAACAAGACAACAAAUUGCUGACCAAGGCAAAAGUUACACAAAGAGUGACUUCACUACCAUAAGCCCUGGAUGUUCUACUGUAUUACCAUGGGGAAGUACAUCUAAAGAAUCUGACCAGUGUUUACGUGUCCGUCCUUGUGUCGAUUAUCCUCAGCCCUCGUAUGCUUGGGGUCAAAGCAUUGUUGUUGCUGGGGGUUCUAGUUUUGCAAGCGGAAAGGACCAACCUUGCUUAGAUCAAGGUUCACUAUAUAGACAAAAUACUUUGCCACAGGGAAGCAAAAUGCCCAAUUGUGCUCUCAAGUUAAAUGAACUAGAGAAGAAGGAUGUACUUCUUUGUUGUUGCCCUAGUGUUGGAAGCAGACAAAUUUGGCUCAGUGUAGGUGCAGAUGCGUCAGCCCUUCAUACAGAGCUUAAUCAACCUGUUUAUGAUUGGAAGAUCUCUGUUAAUUCUCCUUUGAAGUUGGAAAAUCGACUGUCCUGUCCAGCUAAGUUCACGAUCUGGGAAAAAGCAAAGGAAGGGAACUAUAUUGAGCGAGGGCAUAGUAUCAUAUCUUCGCGCAAGAGUGCUCAUAUAUAUUCAGUGGAUGUCCAAAGACCUAUAUAUCUUACAUUCUUUGUACAGGGUGGUUGGGCCCUGGAAAAGGACCCAGUUCUUAUUCUGGAUCUUUCUUCUAAUGCUCACGUUUCAUCUUUCUGGAUGUUCCACCAGAAAAGUAAAAGGAGAUUGCGUGUGAGCAUUGAACGAGAUAUGGGAGGAACCAGUGCUGCACCAAAAACGAUAAGGUUUUUUGUUCCAUAUUGGAUCAUUAAUGAUUCAUCACUGCCUCUAGCAUAUCAAGUGGUGGAAAUUGAAGGUUCAGACAGUGCAGACAUGGAUUCACACUCACUAUCUAGAGCAGUUAAAUCUGCGAGAACAGUUUUGAGGACCCCUUCAUACUCAAUGGAAAGGAGACAUUCUGGUUCAAGGAGAAACAUCCAAGUACUUGAAGCUAUUGAGGACACCAGUCCAAUACCUAGUAUGCUUUCCCCACAAGACUUUGCAGGUCGUAGUGGUGUUAUGCUGUUUCCAUCGCAGAAGGAUACAUAUGUGUCCCCUCGGGUUGGCAUUGCUGUUGCUAUUCGUAAUUCUGAAACUUACAGUCCUGGGAUUUCCCUUCUUGAGCUUGAAAAGAAGGAACGUGUUGAUGUAAAAGCAUACAGUUCAGAUGGGUCAUACUAUAAGCUUUCAGCUCUAGUGAAUAUGACCUCAGACAGAACAAAGGUCAUUCAUCUUCAGCCACACAUGUUAUUUAUCAAUAGGGUUGGUUUCAGUCUUUGCCUGCAGCAGUGUGAUUGUCAGAUAGUGGAAUGGAUCCAUCCCGCUGAUCCUCCAAAACUCUUUAGAUGGCAGAGUUCUUCAAAAAUUGAGCUGUUGAAGUUGUGGGUGGAUGGAUAUAAGUGGAGUACACCUUUUAGUGUUUCUAGUGAAGGUGUGAUGCGUGUUUCUUUGAAAAAUGACACUGGAAGUGAUCAGUUGCUGUUUAAGGUUGAAGUUCGGAGUGGAACAAAAAGCUCACGCUAUGAAGUUAUCUUCCGUCCAAAUUCCUCAUCAAGUCCUUACAGGAUUGAGAAUCGUUCCAUUUUUUUACCACUUCGCUGCCGGCAAGUGGAUGGUACCAGUGAUUCAUGGCACUUUCUUCUUCCCAACACUGCUGUUUCUUUCUUAUGGGAAGAUCUUGGUCGACAACAUUUGUUGGAAAUCCUUGCAGAUGGGACUGACCCAUCAAGGUCAGAAAUCUACAAUAUUGAUGAGAUUUUCGAUCACCAGCCCGUUGAUGUGACACUACCUGCCAGAGCUUUACGAGUUACCAUCCUAAAAGAAGAAAAAGUAAAUGUUGUUAAGAUCAGUGACUGGAUGCCUGAAAAUGAGCCUACAGCAAUCACCAGCCAAAAAAUUCCAUCCUCAUUGUCAGAGUUCUCUAGAAAUGAGCCUAAUCAACAGCAAUUGCAGUCCACCUCAGAAUGUGAGUUUCAUGUUAUAGUUGAGCUUGCGGAGCUUGGGGUGUCCAUUAUUGACCAUACGCCUGAGGAGCUAUUAUAUCUGUCAGUGCAAAAUCUUCAUUUGGCAUAUUCAACUGGCUUGGGCACUGGGUUUAGCAGGUUCAAAUUAAGAAUGAGCGGAAUUCAAAUGGAUAACCAGUUGCCAUUAACUCCAACACCAGUUCUCUUCAGGCCACAGAGAAUUGGGCAGGAGACAGAUUAUAUGUUGAAAAUUUCUGUGACUCUACAGACAAAUGGAUCACUGGAUCUAUGUGUCUAUCCAUAUAUAGGUUUCCAUGGGCCUGAUAAUUCUGCAUUUUUGAUAAACAUUCAUGAACCUAUUAUAUGGCGCAUUCAUGAGAUGAUACAGCAGGUCAACCUCAGUAGGUUAUAUGAUACUAAAACUACCGCAGUUUCAGUUGAUCCGAUCAUUCAAAUUGGGGUUCUCAACAUCUCAGAAGUUCGACUGAAAGUUUCGAUGGCUAUGUCACCUAGCCAACGGCCUAGGGGAGUACUUGGUUUUUGGUCAUCCUUAAUGACUGCAUUAGGGAACACUGAGAAUUUGUCAGUCAAGAUAAACCAAAGGUUUCAUGAGAAUGUGUGCAUGAGGCAGAGUACUAUGAUUAAUAAUGCUAUUUCAAACGUCAAAAAGGAUCUUCUUGGCCAACCGCUUCAAUUGCUCUCUGGCCUUGAUAUAUUGGGCAACGCAAGCAGUGCUCUUGGACAUAUGAGUAAAGGAGUGGCUGCUUUAUCAAUGGAUAAGAAAUUUAUUCAAAGCCGGCAGAGACAGGAGAACAAGGGUGUGGAGGACUUGGGUGAUGUUAUUAGGGAAGGGGGUGGAGCACUAGCGAAAGGCCUGUUCAGAGGAGUUACUGGCAUAUUAACAAAGCCUCUUGAAGGCGCAAAAACUUCCGGUGUUGAGGGCUUUGUUCAGGGUGUUGGAAAAGGAAUAAUAGGUGCAGCUGCACAGCCAGUGAGUGGGGUUCUGGAUCUUUUGUCAAAAACUACUGAAGGUGCAAAUGCUAUGAGAAUGAAGAUAGCAUCUGCUAUAGCUUCAGAUGAACAGCUCCUCCGCAGGAGGCUGCCUCGUGUAAUUAGUGGUGAUAAUCUGCUUCGACCAUAUGAUGAGUACAAAGCACAAGGGCAGGUCAUAUUGCAAUUGGCGGAGUCAGGUUCUUUCUUUGGCCAGGUUGAUCUAUUCAAAGUACGGGGAAAAUUUGCAUUAUCAGAUGCAUAUGAAGAUCAUUUCUUGCUACCAAAGGGAAAAACUAUUAUGGUUACUCAUCGAAGAAUAAUAUUAUUGCAACAAACCACUAAUAUCACUCAGAGGAAAUUCAACCCAGUGAGGGAUCCGUGUUCAGUUUUGUGGGAUGUAAUGUGGGAUGAUCUGGCAACAAUGGAGUUAACUCAGGGAAAGAAAGACCAACCAAAAGCUCCACCUUCACGGCUCAUACUUUAUUUAAAGACUAGACCAACAGAUACAAAAGAACAAGUUCGUGUCAUAAAAUGCAGCCGAGAUACUCAUCAAGCUCUUGAAGUUUGCUCUUCAAUUGAACGAGCAAUGAAUACAUAUGGACAAAACCUUGCGAAGGAGCUGCUCAAGAAGAAAGUUACAAAACCAUAUUCACCGGUUACUGAUGGAACUGGUGUUGAAAUGAUUCCGAAAGAAGUGACCUGCACCUUGUCUCCUCAACAGGUGCCUGCAUUGGUUCCUAUGAGAUCAACCUUUGGCAGCAGCAUCAACUAACUUAAGAAUCUGUGCCAAUGGCGAAUUUUUAACAUCAAUUUCCAAGACUACUACUGGGGAAUCAAAAUGUUUCAGCACCCAUAUCCCCGCCAGCUAAGGUAUGGCAUUGAAGCUUCCGUUUUUGACCAUUUGAAUGAGCGUUAGCUCAGUGUAAGGGUAUUAUUACACCAUUGGGAGUUUUGUAGUGGAGGAAUACUUUGCCAAGCCCCUUAGAAAAUAUGGAUAUGGUCGAUAUCGCCCCCCGCGAACAUUAGAUGCUUGAUACGUACCUCGGACAUUGUUGAAUGUACAUAGGUAUCUCUUCAUAGAAACAGCUUAUGCAGUAAAUAUCUGAUCUGAUACAAUUCAUCAGGCGCUUCUCGAAAUGUACAGUUUUUAACAUUUCUUGUACAUGUCUACAGUUGACACAAGAAAGCCGGUUUUCUGGCUCAUCAUAAUCAUGCAUCAUCGUGGCUGGUAAGCAAAGUUCAGUAGUUGGCCCUAAGUGUAUGGUGCAGUGUAUAAUAUAUCGUUUUCAAUUAGUCAACUUUUUAGAUGAAAUAUAUUCAAAAUUC
Molecule: messenger RNA, 13624 nt
Organism: Theobroma cacao (cacao)
Lineage: Eukaryota; Viridiplantae; Streptophyta; Magnoliopsida; Malvales; Malvaceae
Product: calcium-dependent lipid-binding family protein
Source: RefSeq, a predicted model, not a curated record